CGGGAUAUCAGCAGCAGGCUAGACCUAGAUGGUGGAAGGCUAAUCAAGACCGUCUUGAUAAGUGUUGGGGAAAGUACCUGGAGGACAAGCGAAAUGCGGAAGAGGAAAGGGCAAAGAAGUUAAAAGAGGAGGAAGACCGCAAGUUGGAAUGGAAACGAGAGAGGGAGCAAUUCGAACUGGAGAUGAGCACACGGCUUGAUAAGAGAUUGGAGCUGUUAGGGCUCACAACGAAGACUGCUACGACUGACAAGGGUUGCAACAACGAGGGGGAUACGGAGGUGGCACGUCUUAGAAUGGAAAAUGAGAUGCUUAGGAAGAGAUUGGAAAAGGACAGUUGUUUACAGGGGGAUGAUAAGGUCGCGUGUUUACAACGCGAACUUGCGGAACUGCGGAGGCAGAUAAUGGCUAAGCAAACUGAUAGUGAUGAGAUUUAUGCACUGAAACAAGAGAUUGAGGAGUUGAGGGGUACUGCAUAUGUGAAAACCAACUUCGAAACUGAAAUCGUCGGGCUUCGAAGAGAGAUAAGCAUGCUGCGAGACCAGAGUAUGCAAGCGGAGGAAGAAGCGAUAACAUGGAAGAACGAGGCACUACGACUAGGGAAUAAGCGUGGGCAUAUUGCUGUCUCUACUCCUGAAUGCUCAGGUCGGGGUGCUCUUAAACCACACUGGACUCAUAACAUUAGGCUGGCGGACAAGUGGAGGGAAGAACUUCGUAAGCUUCAAGGGAAUCAGCAGGUGUUAGCAUUUGAGGUGGCGAUGCUGAAGGAAAUACGGGCUGAGGCGGAGAAGAAGCGAAUGAAAGUUGAGAUGCAGGUUAAGAGCUUGCAAGAAAAGCUGAGUAAACUCACGGCUCCAGACGAUGAGAAAGAACCAACGAUGGGGGGGACUAAUUUGAAAGAGCGCUUGAAGGCGGUGGCGAUAAGAUCAACUAGGAAAGGUAAGAAAGCUACUCCGGGAAGGGUUGGGCAAAAGACUGAAGAUAGUCGCGACAAAGGUUUGAAAGUCAAUGAUCGUUACACCUUUAUAGAGAAUGAGAAAAAGAAGUUGCGUGGGUUGAAGAAAUUGGGACUGAAGCCCUAUUGCAAGGAAACAAGUAUUAAACUCGAACAAGUGCAUGAGACAAUCAAUGAGCUGGCAGAAUACCGAGCCAAUAAGGCGUUCGAAAAGGGGAUUGAGAAAGGCAAGCGAUCGGGAGCGGAAGGGGAGUGCUCUGUGCACGACAUCGAUGAUGACGAGACACAGACCAGCGCCGACGGUCGAAAAGAUGCUGACGAGAGGAGUGUGGAGCUCUAGGGGGACAUCCCGAGCGUGACUUAUCUUUGGUCG
This is a messenger RNA of Chara braunii, 1325 nucleotides long. The record is from the annotation of a GenBank genome assembly. Lineage: Eukaryota; Viridiplantae; Streptophyta; Charophyceae; Charales; Characeae.